Clunio marinus is the source of this 360-nucleotide messenger RNA. The record is from the annotation of a GenBank genome assembly. Lineage: Eukaryota; Metazoa; Arthropoda; Insecta; Diptera; Chironomidae.
AUGGAAUUAAAUUCUAAAAAGCCAUCGCCUUACGCUUCAGAAAUUUUGGACAGUUAUUUAUAUCAUGUUACGGAAUCUGUAUCUUCUCUUAUUUCUGCAUUGACUUUGACGGUCAGAAACGAGGCUAUAGCCGUGAAUUUAUGUCAUAAACUCAACAAACGAGAUAGAGAAUCUAAAAUUCGACAAACUUCUAAUUUUAUUACACAAUCAACCCCUAAAAACUUCCACUCACUAAUUAUCAUUUUUAUGUUUUGUGAUGUUACCGAAUGGAAAUUAAAUUAUAAACUAAGCAAACGAACAACAGCAAAAAGCCAUCGGCAUCAGAAUGGAGCUGUGAUCUCCUACUACUUUUCAUUAUAA